AUGUAUAAUGGCAGAACGGACCCUAUGGAGCAUGUUAGCCAUUUCAACCAGAGAAUGACUGUUUACUCCAAGAAUGAGGCCUUAAUGUGCAAAGUGUUCCCAUCCAUUUUGGGGCCUAUGGCGAUGAGAUGGUUUGACAGCCUCGAAGAAGAUUCUAUUAGCUCCUUUAAGGAGCUUACUAGGGCGUUUAGGGCUCGUUUUGUGACUUGCAGUAGGGUUCCCCAACCUUUGGACUCCUUGCUGUCUAUGACCAUGCGAGAAGGGGAGACCUUAAAAAUGUAUUCCGACAAGUACUGGAAGAUGUUCAAUGAGAUAGAUGGGAAUUUUGACGUCGUGGCUAUAAGGACUUUCAAGGUUGGCUUGCCCGCCAAGUAUGAUCUGAGAAAGUCUUUGACCAGGAAACCAGUUAGGAGUGUGCGUCAGCUCAUGGACCGUAUUGAUAAGUAUAAACGGGUUGAGGAGGACCAACACCAGGUAAAGGGGAAAGUUAAGGUGGUCCCUCAAGAUAGAAGGAAUCUCAAGUUGGAUAGGUGCAAUAACAAUCGACCUCAGAGAGAUUUUACGGGGAAUUCUAGAUCUACUACUACUCAGGAUGGGGGGAGACCCCACGAAGUGCAACCAAAGUCUUCAUUGCUAGUACCACCAGGAAUGAGAGCACACUACCGAGGAUUACAGGACUUUGUAGAGCCACCUGGAGCAAUUAGUUAA
Quercus lobata is the source of this 708-nucleotide messenger RNA. RefSeq lists its product as uncharacterized. Bases 1 to 708 code for a protein of 235 amino acids. The transcript has 2 exons. The record is from RefSeq and is a predicted model, not a curated record. NCBI's taxonomy places the organism in Eukaryota, Viridiplantae, Streptophyta, Magnoliopsida, Fagales, Fagaceae.